This is a messenger RNA of Helicoverpa armigera (cotton bollworm), 8085 nucleotides long. It is a transcript of the gene tud, whose product is annotated as maternal protein tudor. The record is from RefSeq and is a predicted model, not a curated record. Bases 196 to 7344 code for a protein of 2382 amino acids. Lineage: Eukaryota; Metazoa; Arthropoda; Insecta; Lepidoptera; Noctuidae. The transcript has 12 exons.
CUAGUUCCAAAAUGGUUGAGGCGGCCACAAAACGCCAUGUUAAAUGUUAACGUAAACGGAAAAGAAAGAAAGCAGACUAUUUUUUUUUGUAAAUAAGUGCGAUGCUAUUUACUUCAGUUUUGUAGUCCUGUUCAUGAUAAGAAAAGUUGAGUGAGUCGUUCUUUUGUAGUUUCUAUUAAUAAGCAUUUUUCAAACAUGGCUCAGCCAUCUAUAAACUCUCGAUCUUUUCGUCUUUUUGUGACCCACGUAGACGGUGAUGGUCAUUUUCUUAAGAUAAGUGGGCAAGUCGAUCAUCAAGCUUCGUUAAUGAUAGAGACUUUGUUCGAUGCUGCCCGAGAUAAUCUAGAAAAAGGCAUAGGCGCCGUUCCACCGGCGGCUAUUCAUGAAGGUGUCAUUUGUGCCGCCAAAUACAAAGAUGGAACUUACUACCGAGCUAAAGUUAUAAAUACGAAUAAUUUGUCCACUGGAUUGGUUGGUGUGCACUUUAUUGACUUCGGAAAUAAGGAUAUAAUUUCACUGAGUGCUAUACGUUUCUUCGACAACUACGACCCGAUGUUCUUGGAGCUACGUGGUCAAGCCACUGAAUAUUACUUAUCUGGAGUAAUGAAUCCGUCCGGAAGGUGGGAGGAGCCACAUUUACUAAAACUUCAGAGUUUACUUUGCUACGCAGAAUAUUCCGCGACUGUGGAUGCGCAAACGCGCACACUGCCUAUUAUUUCGAUUCAGUUUAAAGGUACCGAUUUGUCUUCGCAUCUUGUAUCAAUCCGUUUUGGCAUAGCAUUACCACUGGCGAAGCAAGAAGUGUUACUACUGCAGCUGUCAGGUGAAAAUCAGCAAUUAGCUAACUUUCCGCCAAGUUAUGCUAAUGAAUCGCCAACAUACCCAGAGCAUGUACCAUUUUUGAUUAAUCAAAACUUUCCAUCAAAUCCUGCAUCAACAAUGAGGAUUCAGCAAAAUGCAUCUCUACCUUUCAAUGGAAGCAUACAGAUGGCUCCAUCAAUGAUUGGUCAACGUCUCUUAGUCAACAAGGCCUCUAGGAAUCCAGUGAAUUUAAGAGCUCCAGUGCGCCAACCCCAGCAUGCUCCAGCUACUCCUCCCAUUAAUGUUUCAACUCCACCUCCUAACAUAGUAGCAGCUGCCAAACCAAGCUCUCCUAAAAAGUCUACAACUUAUAAAAGUAGAUUGCUGGAAGCUAACUCUCAACAUAAAGUGUUUGUGUCAUAUUCUGAGGAAGGACCAGAACUAUUUGCUGUUCAGCUGGUAAGUGAUGCUAAGAAACUCCAGGAUAUGAUGGAUGAAAUUAAUAAGAGACCGCAUAGUAGUCUGACUGAACCACCAAUGAUUGGCACUGUGUGUCUGGGUCGGAUGUCUGGUGACCGCAUCAUAUGCAGAGCUAUUGUUAUGAAUCUGUCUGGAUCCCAGUGCAAACUAUUCUUUGUUGAUUUUGGUGACACAGAAAUGGUAUCAUACUAUGAUAUUUUUGAUAUCCCAGAAGAGUUUGUGAAGCCAAAUGUUUUUGCCAUGAGAUUCUGUUUAUCUGGAGUGAAGAAGUUAGAGAAGGGGCCACACUUGAAUGAAACCUUCAAACAGUUGGUAAAUGGGAAGGUGUUGACACUGAAAGUAGUAGCUCCAGAGGGGCCACCAUUGAUACAAUAUGGAGAGUUGUAUUUAGAUAAUAAGAAUGUACUUGAGUUGUUGAUGGCCAACAUGAAAGACAAAUUGCAGUUCAAGUGGAUAGAAAUGCUUCCGUUGGGUUCGAGACAAUCAGUCCUUGUGUCAUAUGUGGAUAGUUGCAUCAAGUUCUUUGUGCAGCUGUCAGAUAAGAUAGAUGAGUUGAAUGCUGUCAUGGAGGCAGUGCGGGCACACUGUGAGAACAGCUCAUCUCCUGGUGAGUUGCCAGUGGGGGCAGCUUGCUGUGCAAGGUUCCCUGAUGACAACAACUGGUACAGAGCGAGGGUGAGAGACACCAGAGGGAACAAAGUGGUGGUAGUCUAUGUGGACUAUGGUAAUGAGCAGGAGGUGGAGGUGUCAGACCUGAGGACCAUCACUCCUGAUCUGAUAAAGUUACCAGCUCAAGCCAUGAAGUGUGCUCUUAAGGGUUAUGAGAACAAGGUGGUUGAGACAAAGACCUCCAACCAGUUGGAAAUGUUAGCCCUGGAGAAAACCCUGACUGCUCAUGUAGUUGGCAUACUGUCUUCCACUAUGGUUGUGUCACUCACUGAUGAAUCUGUCAGCCCUCCGCUGGAUGUGGCCAGGAAGAUGACACAACUGUCACAGCCCAGAAGCUCCCAUGAGGUAAAAGCCACAACGCCAGUUCGCAAAGACGCGCCAGAAACCUUCAGUUCACCGGAGAGUGUGUCUGAUGAUGGACACAAGAAGAGUUUCCGUCGCGAGAAGAGUUUCAAGGAAGAUAGGAGACCACCCAGGGAAGGAAACGAGGAGUUUCAACCUAGAGGCGGCAGUUUUCGUGGCAGAGAUAACCGGGAAGGUUUCGAUAGGUCUGGCCCAGGGCGGCACAGCGAGAAGUUUGGUGGCCGGCCGGAGAGAGGUGAACGCCCUCCCUUCAAUGACCGACGCGGUGGUCCGCCCAAGCCCCGAGAGAACGCCGCGCCACCACCAUCUGUGGGCGAUGACGAGUGGGAGGAAUCUCCUCCACAACCCACCUUCCAACCCCCACACAGACAAAACAGGGAUAGAGAUAACAACCCCAGGGACAGAGAUUUCACACCCAGAGACAGAGACAAUAACCCAAGAAGAAAGCAUAGGUCGGACCAGCACGAUAAACCUGGACCAAAGGGAUGGAAGAAAGACUCGAGUGGAGUCGGGAAAAGGUUGAGGCAAGCCGCCGAGGCUGCCUCCAUGGAUGCCCAAAACUCCAAGGGUGCCUCGAUACAGGAUAGACUGAAACGGGAAAACAAAUACAACCAACAUGAUGACCGGGAAAGAUCAGAUGACUGGGGCAACAAGCCUCAACGGGAGAACCGUUUCGACCGGCCCGACCGACGCGACAACCGCGACAAUCGCGAGAAUCGCGGCGACAGACGCGACAACUGGGGUGACAAGAAAGAGAACUGGAACCAGAAGCGAGACUUCAAGAAUGAUCGACCACGCAGUAACUUCUCCCCUAGAGAUCGCGCUGACAGAUCAUUUGGGUCUGACGAUAAGAAGUCUGACAAGAGCUUCAAGUCUCAAGAUGGUGGAAGGGAGAGGUCAGGCCGAGCUCCUCCGUACAAGAGCCGCAGUAUGUUCACUCAAGUUCAAUACAAAGAACUGCCAGAACCAGUGCCUUUAGAUACGCCCUUCAUUGAAGCCCCGACCAUCGAGCCAAAUGCCCAACACGAAGUCUCUGUAACCUGGAUCAUAUCACCUGACUGCUUCUACACCCAAAUGAUGUCUCUACAACCUAAGUUCCUCGAAAUGAUGCACAAAAUACCAGAACUUUACAAGGGAGUUAAAUCUUAUACUGGAGAAGUUCCCGUAGGAGGCUCAGUUCUAGCACGUUAUCCCGUAGACGGAGUGUUAUAUAGAGCUACGAUAGUCUCCGUUCAACCAUUCUCGAAGUUCAUUGUACGGUACGUGGAUUUCGGUAACAAACAGCUGGUUGAUGCUAAAGACAUCUGGCAGAUGGAUAGACAAAUGAUGGAGCUACCCAAAAUGGCUGUAUGCUGUUCUCUGUCGGGUGUAGUUCCAAUGGAAGGCGAAUGGAAGCCGAACAACCCUGAUAUAGACUUGUGUUUCAACGCGCCGCGAUACCAGUGCGUGUUCCAAGAGUUUGUUGAUGAACAUUAUAAAGUGUCGCUGUGGAACAAUGGCGUGAGUGUAGCUGAUAUGCUGGUGGAGAAACAACUGGCUAAACUGUCUGAACAUCAGUCGUCUGUGACUCUUAAAGACGAAGCGAUAGACCUUACAAUCAUCGUAGGCCAGCAGAUUCUCUGCCGAGUCACUCAUGUGGAAUCGUUCGAGAAGUUCUACGUACAACUCGAUAUGGACAAGGCGACGCUCGUUGAAGAAGCUAUCGCUAACUUUGAUACUAGUAAACUGACGCCACUAACCGCCGACAGUCUCGCCGAUGGCAUCCACUGCACGUUGAAACACGAAGGCAAGAUAUACCGCGCCAUAUUGGAAGAUGUGUCCGACCCGGCUAAUGUGAAGGCUGUGUUGCCAGACUACGGGAAAUCUGUUACUACGGCUUUAGAAAAUCUGAUGAUCUUGCCAACGGAACUGAGCGUUUACUACUACCAGUCAUUAGAGUGUUGUUUGAACAACUAUACUGAGGAGUCGAACAAGCUGAUGACGCUUGAAGAGCUGAAAGAAAAGCUCACCGGCAACAAAGUCAUUAUUUAUAUCAACAAUGUGGAAGGCAUCAGCCUGGUUACCACCCUUUACGACUGCAUAUCCGGCCACAAAAUCGCCAUUUUCGAGCCAGACGAGGGCGCUUACGAUGAAGUAAUCCAGCUAUGCAUGAGAUCGGUCUUCAACUAUAACUUCGGAAUGGCAUACAUAUGUCAUACUGAGAAUCUGAACGAGUUCUAUCUGCAGAAAGCUAGUGACGGAGACAGGAUUGCUUUGCUACUUGAUGAACUGUAUAAGUUCUAUGAAGAAGGAACUCCGGAAGCCCUAUCCUCGUUCGAUGUAGACGGUAUCUGCGCAGCUCAUUCAGCCGAUGGCAACUGGUACCGCGCCACAAUUAUCAGCGUCGAAGACAACCAAGUCAAAGUCCAAUAUCCUGAUUACGGUAACACAGAGACCCUUCCCAAGGAGUCCCUUAAAACCCUCGACCCUAAGUUCUAUGAGCCUUGUGCACUUGCCCUAGUAGCUAGCUUAGGUCUCGUAGCCCUUCAAGAUAACGCUCUUGAAACAUUGAAGGAAUGGACCAACGAAAAGGAGGUACAAGUUACUUUGGCUGUGGGCGUCGAUGGCUGGUUAGCUAGCCUACACUUAGACGGCGUUGACCUCUCCAUAAAGUUAGUCAACGAAAAAUUGGCAACACCACAAAUAAGUUCCGAUGAAGAACAAAAAGUGGAGGAAGUGCAAACUCCUGCCGCUGAACCGAUCUCUCUACCUGAAGGGUGCACGCAAGUGUACAUCAGUCAUAUCGACACUCCCGGACACUUCUGGCUGCAAAUGUCAGACAAAGUUCAGAAAAUCGAAGAUAUACAGGCGGAAUUACAGGCCGAUGCGAACUCGUACCCCGAUGUUACGAACAGGGAAUUAGGCACGUUAUGUGUUGCCAAAUAUUUAGCUGACGAUCAGUGGUACCGUGCUGAAAUCUUAGACGCGGACUCCGAUAUUACUACCGUUCGUUUCAUUGAUUAUGGUAACACAGACGUCCUUGACAAUCAACCCGGAUUGAUCAAAGAAAUGCCAGAAAAGUUGAAGGAAACUGAGCGUUAUGCGGUUAAAACUAGCGUUAACGCAAUCCCGACUGGCACCGGCCAAUGGUCAGAACCUUCCUCUGAAUAUUUCACGCAACUUGUAGGCGAUUUGGCUAACCCAGUAGACGCUCUGAUUGUUCUCAAAGACGUUACAACUUACGUCGAUAUCUUUGUCAACGGUCAGAACUUGACAGACAAGCUAGUGUCUGAAGGUUACGCAACUCGAUCAGAAGAGACUGAUUGCGGCGAUUUGCCAUCCUGCUUCGCUAGUCAUGUGAACUCGCCUUCCGAGUUCUGGAUUCAACUAGAAACAGCUACUUCAGAGUUACAAGCAAUGGAAGCUGCUAUGGUUGACGCUGAAAACUUCCCUGAACUGACAGAUAAAGAGGAGGGUGUCAUUUGUGCAGCCAAAUACCCUGAAGAUGGGGCAUGGUACAGAGCUCAAGUAAUCGUAGAUGGAUCAGAAGGAACCGAAGUCCUUUUCAUGGAUUACGGUAACGCGUCCAUCGCGAACGAAUUACGAAGUCUUCCAGAUGAACUUAAAGUUAAGCCAGCGCUUUCAAGAAAAUGUGCCUUACAGAAACCCCGUGAUAUAAAGUGGUCGCGACAGUCAGAAACAAGGUUUAAUGAAUUAGCUGCUGAAGGAGCUACUAUAUUUAAUGUUCAAUUCAUCGCCUCUGGUGAUAUCUCGAUCGUAGAACUGUUCCUUGAAGGAAAGUCUGUUACUGAAGAACUGGUAGGUUUGUGCGAAGAACUGCCCGCUGAAAGACCUAUACCUGUUGGACAGGAUAUCUAUUGCACCGGUAAAGUCUGUUACGUCAACAGCUUGGACGAAUUCUACCUUCACCUUGAUGACGCUACCUCGAACCUCGAUAAAGUUACGGUGAAAAUGAAUGAGAGCCAAGAAUUUGAGCCAGCUUCAGAAUUAAAAGUGGGAUCAAUAUGUGCAGCAUUCUGGACUGAAGACGAACAAUGGUACAGGGCUAAAAUAUUAGAGUUUUGUGACGUCGGCUACCACGUACAGUUUAUUGACUAUGGAAAUAAAGCUAAAUGUGAAGAGUUCAGACUACUCCCUGAAGAUCUCGCUGCAAUAGAACCACUGGCAAAAUGCUGCCGUUUAGUCACCACGUUCAAUGAUGCCGCUCUCCUCGAAGCUGGCAAAAACAAAUUGGACGAACUUACAUUAGAAGACACAUCAUUCCAAAUUCAAAUUUUAGAUAGCACCGUUCAACCCGUUCUCGUUAAAUUGACAUACGACGGCAAAGACUUCAUUUCUACCAUUACCUCUGAAGCUGUAGUUACUGAGACUAAUACAGAGUCAAAAGAUAAAGUAGAAGAACCGGUUAGCGCAGAGGCUGAGGCCAAUGCUUUGGAAGACGUCAAAACUGAACAGUCUGAACACAAUGCUUCACAAUCUGAUCUCAAUGAAAGUGUAGAGAGCAGUCACACAGUUAUUGAGAACAAGUCCUUUGAAGCUAAGCCCGAAAGCUUAGAAGAUGAGAUCGCGGGUGAAGCCCAAAAUGAGACUUCGACUAGUACUGAGAAAGGUAGUUCUGCGGAUACCACACGGGAAUCAAUUAAGACUGCCGAACAAGAUGAAUUCAGUGACGCUUUAAAUACGAGUAACGAAGUAACAGCGACAGCUGAAAAUGAAACUACAGAAGCUAUAUCAGAACCGGCACAAAUUGUUACCGAAACAGAAAAACCACCUGAGAAAGUUGCUGACACUAAAGAAGCGGAGCAGGUAUCCGCGGAAAAAGACAAAACUACGGAAAAAGCUGAAGAUGACGUAAAGGAAACUGAGAAACCAGCAAAUGUAGAAACAGCAGAAGUUAAGGCAGAAAGUGAGAAGCCCGCAGACAAAACUACAGAAAUUGUAGAGAAGUCUAUUGACAACGCGACAGAUACGGAAAAAUCUGCAGAGAAAGUGACAGAAACCAGUGAGGCUAAAGCAGAGCCCGCCAAGUAGAGUAAUAAGGUUGUAAAUACAACAGAAAGUAUUCUAAAUGAGGCAACACCAGUUAAACUAUAUUGUAUUAUAUUAAUCUCUUUAGAUUUACCAGCAUACGUGACUUAUGACUGUUUUGAAAUAUGCAUAAUUAUAAUUUGCGCCGUUUUGGUCAGACCAAGUGUCAAUACAGUAUUGGCGUUACUAAGCAGCUUAUAAUUAUACAUUUUUGUACCAAGUACAUAAUUAUAAGACGUAAUAUUUUAGUGUUUGUUUGUACUACAGUUUUUUUAAAUAAAAUUGUUAAAAGGUUCGUUUCUCGAAUAGCUGAUGUUGAAAGUGACAUGUUGAACGUUGCAGGAGAGUGUUUAUGACUUUUUAUGUUUGUUAAAGUUUUUAAAGGCAACUAAAUGAACAAGUAUGACCUGUUACACGUUAUUUUAUGACUAAAAUGUUUCUCGUUACAAUUUAUAAAUACUCACUAUGGUAAAUUUUUAGGUGUUAUUGUACGUUAUCGGUAUUUGUUAAUUUGGUUAAGCACUGACUUGCAAUAGUAGAAUAACAGGCUGACUGAAAAGGUUAUAAUGUACAUACAUAACUACUUAAUUGUAAUUAACACAUUCCCUUCAUGUUAACAUUAGUUUCACAUGUCGUCAUUACAGAUACCGAGGGUAUAUCAUUGAUUGUCGUUAUUUUUUGUUUAGUAAUCAUCUUCAAGAAGGAUGUUUCGUUUUUUUUUUAAUAAAGCUAUGUAGAAAGCGA